AAUUAUUGAAUUUCAUUCAUAUCUAGUGAGAACAUACCGUUUUAUUUCAACUGCCAUUGCUUGAAAGUCAUUCGCAAAAACAACAGAUAUCAUGAAUAUAACUGGGGCUGUGAGCAAAAGUCUUGAGGAAAUUCCCUUGGCUGAGGGCGGUCCAAAGGGAAAUGGAGAUGAGAAAGAAGAUUCUGCAAAAGCCAGAGAAAAUAUGCAUGAAAUAGAAUCUCGUCAGGAUCUUGGUGAGAAAGAGCGAAAACUGAAGAUAUCUUGUCUGAAAAAAUUCCUUCACUUACCAUCAAAAAAGUCUUUGGAUAAAGCUAAAGAACAUGAGUUAGAUGUCGUAACUCCAACUGAUGAAAAAGUUGACAACAAUGAUGGGGAAGAGAAAGCUAGUGGCAGCAAGACAAAUAAGAAAUCGAAUAAACAUUCGCAACUACCUUUGGGAGGAAUGUUUCGUCAUGCUAGUCUUCCGAGAUAUAAGUCGAAAUACGACUUGAAUAGUAGAUCUUCAAAGAUAACCUUAAAAUCAUCCUUUUCCGGUUUUUGGAAUUCUGUUUUCAAGAAGGAAAAGAAGUCACCAUCCGAGGAUGACAUUGAUGAGACUGAGGGCGAUGUUAAAUUUACCAACUUUUUGGAGACCAAAAGUGAAUGCCGCACAUUGGGCGAAGAUAUUCAUUCUCUAAAAAUAUCGGAAGAUCCAAAUUAAGUUUAGAAAAUGUUUGAAAAUUUUGUUGUUGUAAUAUUUAACAAAUUAUUAAAUACACUUUUUGGUUAUCCAUUA
This is a messenger RNA of Stomoxys calcitrans (stable fly), 775 nucleotides long. RefSeq lists its product as uncharacterized. The transcript has 2 exons. NCBI's taxonomy places the organism in Eukaryota, Metazoa, Arthropoda, Insecta, Diptera, Muscidae. The record is from RefSeq and is a predicted model, not a curated record. The coding region runs from base 92 to 700 and encodes 202 amino acids.